Molecule: messenger RNA, 402 nt
Organism: Fragaria vesca subsp. vesca
Lineage: Eukaryota; Viridiplantae; Streptophyta; Magnoliopsida; Rosales; Rosaceae
Exons: 2
Coding region: 1-402 (133 amino acids)
Molecular function (GO): RNA-DNA hybrid ribonuclease activity; nucleic acid binding
Source: RefSeq, a predicted model, not a curated record
AUGAAUAACGCUGUGCGGUACAACAAGAGCAAUACUCAUCAUGGAGGCAGUGGUGUUAUUUUGCGAAAUGAGCAUGGGAUAUUUCAAGCUGGUGCUAACAGGGCUUAUGUGCAAUUGACUUCUCCUUUCCAUGCUGAGUUGAACGCUUUAUUGGAUGGAAUGAGGCUGGCUGAAAACUUACACCAUGAUAGAGUAAUAUUUGAAACUGAUUGUUUGAUGCUCACGCAGGCCUUACAACAACAAGAUGUUGACCUCUCAAGUUUGGGUGAUAUUAUUGUAGAUGUGAAGGAGAUAAUGAGUAGGCAUGUUGAUUUCAGAGUUGCUCAUAUAUACCGUGAGACUAACCGAGUAGCCCAUGUACUUGCCAACCAUGCUUUGCAUUCGAGUGAGAGUCAAAGUUAG